CUACACAAUUCACAAUGAGGCUGAUAUUGGCGUCUUGCGGAUCACUUUUCAAUUGCGAAAAUCAUCUCGAACUUGGACAACCAACGUGACAAAUAUUAUUUCUUUCAGAAGGCCCUGGGGAAUCUGUCGCACGGCGUAGCCGCUCCCCAUCAUGGCAAAACCCAAAACUGGCAGUGUACCAAACAAGGCAUUGUACAGCAGGGUAUCCUAUCUUUACCAAGCAGCAGCAUACAUGGCGACUCAGCAACAGUUCUCCCGGUCCACGGGGUGUCGAUCGACGGCAGACGCUGAACAUCAUUCCAAGCAGACUUUUGAGACUACGCCAGAGAUACUUUCAAAUCCUCGAGUGUCUCCAUCGCAACCUGCUUCCAGACGUUUGGUAUCCGAACUACGAACUGUCUCUCACAAAGUCUUGAUGCGGAUGUCGCCUGUCAUGAAGCAUUCACUAUGCAAGAACUGCGAUACAAUGAUGAUAGAUGGGUCUACGUGCAAGAAUGUGAUUGAGAAUAGGAGUAAGGGUGGCAAGAAGCCGUGGGCAGAUAUCCUUGUAAGGAGAUGUAAUACUUGCGGGCUGGAGAAACGGUUGCCGUUAAAUUCAGCGAGGCAAAAGAGGCGGCGCCAAAGGCAGCCGCCAGAGGCUGCUGAAGUAGACAACAGUCUUUCUUGAGUUUAGCGGAGAGCAGGUCAUUGAAUGUGGAAUAAAGGGCCAAUGCGUCUCGAGAGUGACGGACAAGCUCAACACGCUGGGCAAUUGAUGACUCUCAAGCGAGAAUCCUGGGGAUUUAAAAGCCCCGAAUGUCCCAGAUGUGCCUUACAUGUCAGCUUGUGCGGCGAGCUCAGGCUCUCAAGCUACUGACUGCAGAUGUAAGAUGGUAUGAGGUUCUCCCAGGUCCGCAAGGUACUUUCGAAGUCUUUCUUGCUAGUUGUGCUUGCAAAGUGCAGUUGAUAAUCCCCCAAAUACCAGAAUAUCGAAGAUAUGGUCUGCAGCUCCUGUAUUGGCUCUGUCCAAACUGGAGAGAUGCUCCUUCCUAAAGCUUCAGAACCCGCGCACAUCUAAAGAGCAUCCUGUGCUCUGCACUGAAUGUAUUUUCUACAAUCAAUGCAUCCCGCAAAUUAAGUCAUUCUUUUGGCCUUCAAAUAUUCUUAUGUUCAUUCUGUGAAUUAUACGUUCAUUCCACUUGGUGCACCUCCUCGACGUCUUCGAGACAAUCAGUUCUACGCACUACUUCCAUGGUCAUUUGUGUCGAAAUUCUCACCAAAAACAUGGCUACGGAUUUUAAAAAUCGUCGUGAACGCAACAGCACCAAUCCAGAUCAACCCCCUGUUCAACCACUCAGCGAUAUGUACCAAUCUGUCAUCCCAAACGCUCCCAUCAGCCACGGAAUCAAUACAAGGGCUUUGGAAAAGGCGCCUGAGCAAGAAUCAUCUGCAAGUGCUCAAUCCUCCUUGCAACGAGGUGAUGUGGGCUCCAAGAGUUCGGAUGGACCAGCAUCUUCUACAAGCCCAACUCUUCGAGCACCUUCUCAGAGCUCGCAAUCGGACUCAGACCAUGACAGUACCACUAUCCAGUCAACCGGCCAAUUUGACUUUCGAGGCCUACCUGCAGAGCUCCGCGUGAUCAUUUACUCCUUCGUGUGGCCUUGCAACAUCAAAUCCAGCGCGUUGCUCCAUACACUAGCUCAUGAUAGCAAGCUUGAAAAGCAUGAUCUGAAGAUAGCAGAAAGGUACCACGGACAGCACCACAGUUUUACCGUCACGGCGAUGAACUUCGAGGCAUUCAAGGCCAUGCGAAUAAGUAUGGAACGCAUCACGAACAUCACAAUAAGGAGAGACUGUUCAGUUAUGUACCGAAGUGCUGGGUUUCCCACCUUGUCUGGUUGUCACUGCACUUGGAGAAAUUACUUCGAAACAAUAAAGAUUCACAAUAUACAAGACCCAGAAUCUGUUGAUUCUCGGGCGCACCCACGGGAUGACCUCGUACGCAUUCUCAUCAGAGCCGCCCAAUAUGGCAAUGGCGGUCCUACCACACUAAUCAUUACGACGGAAAGUUGCAACCCGUUUUCGAGUCGCAACAGAGACUUGGUGCAUGAGAUGUUCAGUUGGAUCAGUGUUGGUCUAGGCUUCAUUGGUGCUUAUAAAGAGUUGAGCGGCGGUACUGUGCUCCACGCUGCCUGGAGCAAUGGUGCUCCCCUGACAUGGUCAAGAUUGGAUGGACGAUGACGGAUAAGGAAUGGUAUAGAGCGAUAGCAGUAAGGUUAUGGGAAACAUAUUACCAUAGUGUCUGUUUCUGGGUACUUAGAUACUCGUUCCAAGCGCCGGUCAAAUCUUUCAAAGUGGAGUGUUUAUCGUUGACAGCUUGCAUUUCACGAAGAUGAGUGAACCCACAUAUCAGCCACCCCUGGUGCAAAACCAACAGCAUCAGUGCCUCAAAACGACGAGAGCUAUGUCCGGGAUCGUUAUGGGACCUUUCCGGGGUCACAUCUGAUGAAAAACCAGCCAAAAUCCAGCACUGGUCCUCAAGUGAUUGAUAAUGGGUGUGAAUUGAGCAGUAACUGCCAAGUCCAAUGAUCCUAAGGUAAAACAAUCGGAAAACACAAAUAUUUUACCCGAGAUUUUAUUCAUUUGCUGGGGAGGUUCAAAAAUGUCUGAAAUCUGUUGAGGGCACAAAACAUCUCGCGUAUACUGAAGCGUAGUUCAAAGAACAGUCUGGAUGACUAUUGAGUUUACAGCAGAUACUGAUUAAGUCCACAUCAAACGACCUCCCACCUCGCCAACCUUCCCAUCUUCUCCCCCGCGUUCCUAACAAUGCAAAACCGCCCGUCCUUCCCUUUCCCAUCCCUCCUCAACCCCUCUAAAACCUUCUCCACGACCACACUUCCCACCGCAACUCCCUUCCCUUCUGCCAGAUUAAACUCCCCCGUUGUUACAAACCCAAUGAGGUCCUCCUCAUCUGGGACAAGCGGGAAGUCUUCUUCGUGGUUUCCAGUUAGGAAUUGCGAGUAUUGGCAAGGUGGUUCUUGUAGCAGAGAUCGAGCGAGGAGUUGGAUUCGCUGAGGGAGAGGCGUGUUCAGUGGGAUCCGGGUGGGGAAUUUUGCCGCUUUGGCUUUGGGGUUGAGUGGGAGUUUAGAGUGGGCGGGUGGCGGGAGAAGGGCGAGCCAUUGCUCACGGGUACUAGGUGGUGGAGCGCUGGUUAAAGAUGGUUCGGACUCUAUCGAUGAGGGAUGUUCCGCUAUUUUGGGCAGGCGGUAUAUUCGAGCUGACGGCAAUGCGAUUCCUUUGGUGACUAGAGUGAUGCGAAAUGUGGCAACUGCAUUUUGCUGUAGCAGCUGACUCUCAUAUGAGGAAAGGAGACUUUUGAAAGUUUUGCUUGGAAUAUGGUGCAGUGGCACCUCGCGUUUUGAUGUGGUCGCCUUCGAUUUCUCAGUUUCUUGAGCUGCAUCUAUCAGAUCAAUGCUAGCCGUUAACAGUGGCACGCCAACGACUCUUUCAAAGUCAGAGGCCCAUCCUCGACCAAUUUCUCCCUUUCUCCCGGCCCCAAGGUCAAGAGAAUCCCAUUCCACCCUCUUACCCUUCGGCCGCUUAUCCCAAUUGGCUUUUCUCUUCAGUCUUUCAUCCAGCUCCCACUGGAAGCCGGAAGCAGUGCCAGGGAAAUCUGUAGGAAAAUAGGGAACGCCUUGUUCAAAAUGGACCUGGCGAAGCUCUUGCAGGCCACCAAAUCGGGGAUUGUUGCCAGAGGACAAAGGGCAGUGCAUCAACCCAUACCAAAUCGGCAAGAUACAUUUCCAAGGUGCCAGAAGUAUCCAAGUGCCUUGUGCGGAGCCUGAUGAGACUGAUCUGGAAGCGAUCAGUGUGAUUGGUAUUCUUGGGUCGCUUUCUAGACAAGAGGGGUAAUCUCCCGGCUUCGCAAUAGCUUUCCUUCGAUUGAGUGCUUUCUGAGAGGGAAGCCGUGUUGCCUUAAAUCUUGCUUCGCGGUCAAAUAAUGCUGAUGAUCCUGUUGAUCGAUCUACGGGCCAAGACGAGGCCAUUUCCAAGAGCUUGAAAUUGGCUUCUUCGUCGCUGGUGCUCGGUAGCUUGACUGGCCUGGGUGGAUAUCGAAUCCGAGGGUCCAUUACGGGGAAACUCAAUACAGAAUUAGAUGGCAGUGAUCCAGGAUUUGUAAUUCCAAGUAAGGCCUUAAAAGCUCUCGCAUGCUCUUCUGACUCAUCGUAUGGAUGCAGAACACUUAGUAGAGCUUCAGUUGAAGACGGCCCAACGAUCUCAAUGCUUCCAAUCUCGAAGCGGAGAUCUUCGAUAUGGACUAUGGGGCGCUGGAGCUUCGACAAACGAAGAACUUCUGUCCAUACUUCAAUAAAAGCAGCAGGAUGUAUCCUGACAAAUAUUCGAGACUGUUUCGCCUUCUUUUGCGAGGUUUCAUCACUUUCCGUACCAGACGGUGGGGGGGACCAUAAGACAGUAGCGGGACUGACGACAAUAGAUUUCUCCUUCACUUCCCUAGUCAACCACCCAGUCCAGCUUCGCUUCCCUUCUCUCCAUUUUGUGCCCCUUGCAUCCCAGAGUGCCUCCUCUUUAAUACCGACAGCCUUGAGAAGCUUUUGUAGACUUGCUUCAGGCCCUUCUAAACCAAUCGUGCUCAUGUAGCUCAUAUCCCAGCAUACAGCUCCCCUUACUCCACUGGCUCGAUGAGUAGGUCUAUAUGAUUUCUGGGUCGAAGUAAGCGGAAUAGCAAAUCUCCAAAGUGGAUCCUUGGGCUCGGUCAUUGUCGCCCUUUUCGCAUGCCACAAGUGAGUAGGCAACCAGGUCUUGUGUAUCUGCCUCUUCCUAAACUUUGACCUGGGCUUCGGCGGGUCGUUCAACGCAUUCUUUCGGAUCUUGGGUCGUGGUUCUCGGGCCUCUAUUCUGACAUCACCGAUCUUCUUCUCUUUCACAGCUCCCUUCUUUGCUGCCAAAAUGCCGAGUCGCUUUGCAGUCUCCGCCCGCAGUCUGGCCCGUGGGUUUCCUGGCUUUCUAGUCCUUGAGUUGACAGUUGGUGUAUUAUCGUCUCUCAUCUCUUUGGCCGCCCUCUUCUGCAGUCUCUUCGGCACUCUCUUAACAUUGUGGCUAGCUGUUCGUCUGCGGAGAUCGCGUGGAACCUGCUGAAAUGCCCUCGUUGUCCCGCUAUUCUUCGACUUUUGCAUGCCAUCUUGUAAUGCUUUGAUCUCGAAGUCGCGUGACUUGAGAAAAGACUGUAAGUCUAGCUCCCCGUUGUUUAAAGCUCCAUCUGGAGAGCUUGUCAAAAUUGAUCGCGCGUCAUACUUGACGCGUUUAAAGUUGCGCCCUUUGCUUGGCUUGUUUUGGCUGCUGGAAGAGGAAUUAGGAGCAUCUUUACGCUUCCUAUUCCCGCUGUUACUGGCAAAAUUAGUCUCCGAAUUUGAGUUUUUGAGUGGCAUUGUCUGUACAGCGAC
This is a messenger RNA of Cadophora gregata, 5441 nucleotides long. RefSeq lists its product as uncharacterized. The record is from RefSeq and is a predicted model, not a curated record. The transcript has 3 exons. Lineage: Eukaryota; Fungi; Ascomycota; Leotiomycetes; Helotiales; Ploettnerulaceae. The coding region runs from base 1231 to 2220 and encodes 329 amino acids.